AUGAGGCCGAUACUUCUGCAGGGCCAUGAGCGAUCGCUCAGCCAAAUCAAAUACAACAGAGAUGGCGAUCUCCUUUUCUCGGUAGCGAAAGACAAAGUCAUCUGCGCGUGGUACACCAGCAACGGAGAAAGAGUAGGAACUUACAAUGGCCACCAGGGUGCGAUCUGGACUGUCGAUGUGUCACCGAACACCGAGCUCCUCGCCUCUGGGGCGGCAGACAACACGAUCAAGUUGUGGAAUACUCGAACAGGGGAGAAUGUGAAGACAUGGGAAUUUCCGACCGCCGUCAAACGGGUCGCGUUCAGUGAGGAUGGAAAGCAACUGCUCGCAGUCACGGAAAAACGAAUGGGAUACUUGGGGACUAUUGUGGUCUACGACAUCCGAUACGGUGAUGACCUUACAGACCAGACCGACGAAUACAGCUUGAGGAUUACGUGUGAGGAAAGCAAGGCCACAGUCGCGGGAUGGAGUUACCUGGACAAGUACAUCAUCUCCGGCCAUGAAGACGGGUCUGUCAGUCAGUGGGAUGCAAAGACUGGGGAACUCUUGUUGACCCAAGAGGCCCAUGAGUAUGACACCACAAUCAACGAUCUGCAAUUCUCUCCCGACCGGACCUACUUCAUCACAGCUGGAAAAGACAAGACAGCUAAGAUUUUAUCUUCACGAGACUUGAGCGUUCUCAAAUCAUAUCCUGCUGACACGCCGUUAAACACCGCUGCUAUUACCCCAAAGAAAGACUUUGUCAUCCUUGGAGGCGGCCAAGCGGCUAUGGAAGUCACCACAACAUCUGCUCGCCAAGGCAAAUUUGAAGCUCGCUUCUACCACAAGAUCUUCGAGGAUGAAAUUGGUCGCGUUAGAGGUCACUUCGGCCCCCUAAACACCAUCGCCGUCCACCCACAAGGCAUUGCGUACGCUAGUGGCGGUGAGGAUGGUUACGUCAGAAUGCAUGCUUUCGACAAGCCUUAUUUCGAUUUCAUGUAUGAGGUAGAAAGAGAACAAGCACGGAAGUGA
This is a messenger RNA of Cladophialophora psammophila CBS 110553, 1011 nucleotides long. Its product is annotated as eukaryotic translation initiation factor 3 subunit I. Gene Ontology annotation, cellular component: cytoplasm; eukaryotic translation initiation factor 3 complex, eIF3m. The transcript is spliced from 2 exons. Gene Ontology annotation, biological process: cytoplasmic translational initiation. Gene Ontology annotation, molecular function: protein binding; RNA binding; translation initiation factor activity. The record is from RefSeq and is a predicted model, not a curated record. Lineage: Eukaryota; Fungi; Ascomycota; Eurotiomycetes; Chaetothyriales; Herpotrichiellaceae. The coding region runs from base 1 to 1011 and encodes 336 amino acids.